AAGGUUAAGAAGAAUCUACCCCAAGCCUCACCUGCCUUUCAAACCAGCCAGCUUUAUGGACUCCAAUGGCCAUGCAAUGCAAACCCACUAAGAUAUUAUGAUCAUUUGGAUAAUGCAAAUCUAGAUUAAGAGGCUGAAGUUCAAAACCCAGCUUUGUUUGCUUCUUUGCCAUAUAUAUUUGUGCAUGCUCAGAAAGCUAAAAGGAACCAUUUGUCUUUGGAGUUUUUGGAAAUGGGUUUGCUAAGUGAAGGCCUAACUCAGCUUCUGAUCCCUUUGGCUGCUCUUGUUGGACUUGCUUUUGCUUUGCUUCAGUGGUUUUUGGUCUCAAGGGUGAAGGUCUCUGGUAGCUAUGGUGAGGGGAAUGGCUAUAAGGACAAGUUGAUUGGAGAAGCAGAAGAGGGUGUUGACAGCCUUGAGGUUACCAUCAAGGUUGCUGAAAUUCAAAAUGCCAUUUCUAUUGGGGCGACCUCUUUUCUGUUUACCCAAUACAGAUACCUUAGCAUCUUCGUGGGUGUAUUUAGUGCCAUAAUCUUCCUCUUCCUUGGUUCAGUGAAGGGUUUUAGUACCAAAAGUGAACCUUGCACAUAUAACACGGGCAAUACAUGUAAACCAGCAUUAGCCAAUGCCUUGUUUACUACUAUUGCCUUCUUGCUCGGCGCUCUUACCUCAGUCCUCUCUGGUUUUUUUGGGAUGAAGAUUGCAACAUAUGCCAAUGCCAGAACAACUCUAGAAGCAAGGAGGGGUGUCGGGAAGGCUUUCAUUACCGCUUUUCGCUCUGGUGCUGUGAUGGGAUUCCUUCUUGCUGCCAACGGCCUUUUGGUGCUGUAUAUCACUAUCAAUCUAUUUAAGUUGUAUUAUGGGGAUGACUGGGAAGGACUGUAUGAGUCAAUUACUGGCUAUGGACUUGGAGGUUCUUCAAUGGCACUCUUUGGAAGAGUUGGCGGAGGUAUAUACACAAAAGCAGCUGAUGUUGGUGCUGAUCUUGUCGGGAAGGUUGAACGAAAUAUCCCUGAAGAUGAUCCGCGAAACCCAGCUGUUAUUGCAGACAAUGUGGGUGACAAUGUAGGAGACAUUGCAGGAAUGGGAUCUGACCUAUUCGGAUCUUAUGCCGAAUCAUCUUGUGCAGCAUUGUUUGUUGCAUCCAUCUCAUCCUUUGGUAUCAGUCAUGACUACACAGCCAUGUCAUAUCCAUUGAUCAUAAGCUCAAUGGGGAUUGUGGUUUGUCUGAUAACAACCCUUUUUGCAACUGAUCUGUUUGAAAUCAAGAAAGUGAAUGAGAUCGAACCGUCCUUGAAGCGACAACUUCUUAUCUCAACAGUUUUAAUGACUGCUGGGAUUGCCGCGGUCACUUUUGUAGCUUUACCAUCAGAAUUCACUCUCUUCAGCUUUGGAACCAAUAAGGCUGUCAAGAACUGGUACCUCUUCUUUUGUGUAGCAAUUGGCUUGUGGGCUGGUCUUGUUAUUGGAUAUACUACAGAAUACUACACUAGCAAUGCUUACAGUCCAGUGCAGGAUGUGGCAGAUUCUUGUAGGACUGGUGCUGCAACAAACGUGAUUUUCGGGCUGGCUCUGGGUUACAAAUCAGUCAUCAUUCCUGUAUUUGCCAUUGCCUUUGCUAUAUACGUUAGCUUUAGCUUGGCCGCCAUGUAUGGAAUUGCUGUGGCUGCGUUGGGAAUGCUCAGUACUAUCUCCACAGGUCUUGCAAUUGAUGCUUAUGGCCCAAUAAGUGACAAUGCUGGUGGGAUUGCAGAAAUGGCCGGUAUGAGCCAUGAGAUACGCGAAAGAACAGAUGCUUUAGAUGCUGCCGGAAACACAACUGCAGCUAUUGGCAAGGGUUUUGCUAUUGGAUCAGCCGCUCUUGUUUCUCUUGCUUUGUUUGGUGCCUAUGUUAGCAGAGCAGGCAUAGAGACUGUUGAUGUGCUGACCCCAAAAGUCUUCAUUGGCUUGCUUGUGGGAGCUAUGCUUCCAUACUGGUUUUCAGCCAUGACAAUGAAGAGCGUGGGAAGUGCAGCACUCAAAAUGGUCGAAGAGGUUCGCAGACAAUUCAAUACAAUUCCAGGCCUCAUGGAAGGAACAGCGAAGCCAGAUUACGCAACAUGUGUCAAGAUUUCCACUGAUGCUUCCCUCAAGGAGAUGAUCCCGCCUGGCGCUUUGGUCAUGCUUACGCCACUCAUUGCCGGGACCUUCUUUGGAGUAGAAACUCUUGCUGGGAUCCUUGCUGGUUCACUUGUUUCUGGCGUGCAGAUUGCCAUUUCAGCUUCGAACACCGGUGGUGCAUGGGAUAAUGCAAAGAAAUACAUAGAGGCUGGUGCUUCUGAACAUGCUAAAUCACUAGGUCCUAAGGGUUCUGAUCCUCACAAGGCGGCCGUGAUAGGCGACACAAUCGGAGACCCCCUCAAGGACACUUCUGGUCCUUCACUCAACAUUCUUAUCAAGCUCAUGGCAGUUGAGUCCUUGGUGUUUGCUCCAUUCUUUGCAGCUCAUGGAGGCGUGCUCUUCAAAUGGCUUUGAAAUCUGGAGCUGUAAAAAACACCAUCAGUUUAACCUCCGGUAUAUAAAUUCACUGGUUUGAGCAGUAAAAUGUCAAAUGGAGCUUCACCCUAAUCAGUACUUUCAUGAUGUAAAGUAGAAGCUACAUAUAUAUGUCUUUGCUCUAAUUCCCAAUUUUACUUUGAACUAAAUAAUAUAUGUAUCCCUACUGAAUUUUGCCAUUUCUAGAUCAUGCAUUUUUAUCAUUAUAUUUCUGUUGGUAUAA
Prunus persica (peach) is the source of this 2755-nucleotide messenger RNA. RefSeq names its product pyrophosphate-energized vacuolar membrane proton pump 1. Gene Ontology annotation, biological process: proton transmembrane transport. The transcript is spliced from 8 exons. Gene Ontology annotation, cellular component: membrane. Gene Ontology annotation, molecular function: diphosphate hydrolysis-driven proton transmembrane transporter activity; inorganic diphosphate phosphatase activity. NCBI's taxonomy places the organism in Eukaryota, Viridiplantae, Streptophyta, Magnoliopsida, Rosales, Rosaceae. Bases 232 to 2511 code for a protein of 759 amino acids. The record is from RefSeq and is a predicted model, not a curated record.